This is a messenger RNA of Branchiostoma belcheri (Belcher's lancelet), 5277 nucleotides long. RefSeq lists its product as uncharacterized. NCBI's taxonomy places the organism in Eukaryota, Metazoa, Chordata, Leptocardii, Amphioxiformes, Branchiostomatidae. The transcript is spliced from 15 exons. Gene Ontology annotation, molecular function: calcium ion binding. Bases 581 to 2986 code for a protein of 801 amino acids. Gene Ontology annotation, biological process: homophilic cell-cell adhesion. The record is from RefSeq and is a predicted model, not a curated record.
UUUGGAGAGCCGCUUAGGUAAAGUGUUGACUUGUGUAGGAGGCUGGCGUGCGUGGCCGAUUUUGGGGGUCAGAAAUCGGCAAAAAAUAGCGACGUGACGCAACCGUUAGGAAUCAUGCUUUGAUGGUGGAGAGUGUGUACAUGAGCAGGUGUAUGAUCUGACGUUGGGAGUUAUUCCGGAGUAUCCUGUGUGUGUGUCUCACGGCCGGCUUGUGUUUGCGGAUUUCCUACAGGAUUUUGGUACUGUUCAAACGCACGGUGUACUUCUGAAGGACUGCUAGUCAAGCGAGCUCGUAGCACCGAGAGGACGUCUCACUAAACCUGUCUGCCGCUAAGCCUACUGUACUUGAUUUCUGCGUGAACACAGGGGAUAUAUACUUUCACCAGGAAUCAACUGACUGCUACCAGCUUGUAAGAAUCGUACCUCAAGAACUGAGGAAGAGAACUUGGAAGGGAAAUCUUCAAGGAGGCGUCGGGAAAGGAUUAUUGGGCAGUGCGCGGCUGGCUGAGGGCCAAGCCAAGAACGUUUAGAAACAGUUGGGAAAUCGUACCACAGGGAUACAGCAAGCAGAGGCGUCACCAUGUGCAGCUAUAGCGGACCAACACUGCCUUCAUACAGGCUUAUGCUCUUACUACUAGUGUUUUUGGUAGCAUCUGUACACCAAGCGAGAAGCCAGACAGAGAAGUAUAUAGACAAGAACGGAUACUUGAAAUGGAACCUCGGGAGCAACGUUCUAGUGGGCGCCGAGAACAGACUGGAGUUCAGAUUUCGCUACUGUAACAACAAGGGCGUGCUCAUUUACCAGCAGGGGGAGGGCAGGAACUUCUUCGCCCUCGGAGUCAACGAUGAGAGACUGUACAUCGAGGCAUCUAUAGAUGGAUUGGCUGUUGAGAUGUACGUUGGCGAGGUCGCACGGAACCAGACCCACGACGUCACCAUCACAGGACUGAGGACCCUGAACGCUCAGACGAGGGUCAUCAUUAACGGGAUCUCCUACACACCCGAGAUCCUGACGGACGUCGACGUCAACCUGGACUUCAGCCGCAGUAUCCUCGUCGGAGAAACCCUGAUUGGCGGAUACGAAGCCAUCGAUCAACUCAGGCUCAACACCCAGCGACUGAAAGCCUACCCCAUCACCUGUAUCGAGUUCAUCCGUGCGGGACAGGCCAACAUCGACCUGAACAACCCCUCCAGUCAGCUGGGAGUGACCGACCGGUGUGUGGUCUGUCUCCCGCCGUCCCUCGUCACUCUCACCACGGUCACGUCAUACCUGCGUAUGAGGAUCGACAACACUCCCCGGUCCAAUACCGUCAUCAGCCUCAAGUUCAGGACCAAGGCUCCAGACGGUCUCCUGUUCUACUUCGGAGGCCCGGCCUACCUGGCCCUGUACCUGGAGGGUGGGGCGCUCGUUCUGCGACUCAACACAAAGGGAAGUGGCGAUGACACUAGGUAUAAAACUACCAGGACAACCUUCAAUGAUGGCGAAAUGCAAGAAGUAUCAGUGACGAGGGCAGGCAACGUGGCAACUUUGCGUGAUGGCGCCGGAAAUAUUAUUGCCCAAGUAAUUUUCGGUGGAAGCCAGAACACCGCCCAGGCGCUGAACGCCGAGCAGCUGUACGUGGGCGGGCUGGAGGACAUUAACGACCCGGCCCUGUCCGAGUCCAUCGAGGUGCGGCGGUCGUUCACCGGCUGUCUGGAGGAGCUCAGGUUCGCCUCGUACAGCGCCGUGGAAGAAGCACCCACACAGAUCAACUUCAGGGACCAGAACGAAGCGGCCAGGGAGGUGGACUUCUCGGCCUGUCUGGAGUCGGCUAGCUGCCAGUCCUACACGUGUACAGGAGAGGGUCAGCAGUGUAGCCUGGGUGUGUGUGAGUGUAUCCACGGGUACGGGGUUCGUUCUCAGGACCCGCUCGUCUGCUACAACAUCGACGACUGCAGCCCCAACCCCUGUCAGAACGGCGCGCAGUGUACCGACAAGAUCGCCGACUACAACUGCACCUGUCCCGAACAGUACAAAGGUAAAAACUGUUCCGUCAUCCGGAACUGCUACGAGUUCCCGUGUCUGAACGGCGCCGAGUGUAUCGAACUGGACACGCCGACACCUAGCCCGGCUGGCCGGAACUGCAGCUGUGCGCCAGGGUACAAGGGCGUGGACUGUGGACAGGACUGCGACGAGUGUAGUGAACAAUGCAACAGCGGAAUGUGCGUGAACUCCAUCAGCUGCGAGAACAGCAUCGGCGACUUCGUCUGCGAGUGUAAGAUAGGAUACGAGGGGAAAGACUGCAGCAGUGAGAUAGACCACUGUAAGGACAACCCCUGCAGCCCUGGUGGCGUCUGUCACAACUACCUCACGGGCUACAACUGCACGUGUGACGACGACCCUGAAGGAGUAGUGCUCAACCGUCAGAGCUGCGGCCCGCUCGCCGUGGUCAACCCCAUCCAGAUCUCGCCCGCCGCCCUUGUAGCCAUCCUCGUCUGUCUCGUCAUCCUGCUGAUCCUGGUGAUCGUGUUCGUGGCCUUCCGGCGCCAGUACCAGCAGAAGAAGAAGAAGGCCCUGUACGGCUACGGCAACGGACCAGACUUCGAGGAAUCUCGCGAGAACAUCAUGAAGUACGAGGAGGAGGGGUACGGAGAGGAGGACCAGGACGCCUUCGACGUCAACCUCAUCAAGUCUGUGGGCGACACCCUGAAACAGCGCAAGCCGGAGGACAGGAGCAAGUACCCAACCCUUCCGCUAGGGGAGGCUGCUGACGUGGGCGACUUCAUCCACGGCCGUCUGGGCGACGCCGAGAAGGACACCAACGACGGCGCCAACGACGAGAUGAUGCCCUUCGGCGACGAAGGUCAGGGGUCAUUGGCGGGGUCGCUGAGUUCACUGAACUCCAGCAGCUCGGACGGCGACCAGAACUACGACUACCUGCACGACUGGGGCCCGAGGUUCUCCAAACUAGCCGACAUGUUCAACGACGGGGAGAGUGACGACUAGGCCAGGUUCCCACCGCAGACACUUAUGCAUAUCAAGACAUUCCAGACGGAAAUGUACUUGGGAAAAGAAAUAGAAAAGGACACAGUGUACACUUUUACCAGUUCUGAUCACUCACUGUAAGUUACCAAAAGUGGUAAAAGUGCACAUUGUCUAUACUGAUGGAAGGCAAAAGAUAGCUGGUUUGGACAGAAUAAGAACGUAAGAUUUUAUAUUUUUUGAACCAAAGUUUUAUCGGCCCAACGUACUUCUCUUACACGUGAGUGAAACGGUAGUGCAGUGUAUUCUCCACCGAAAUGGCCAUAUGAGUUCAUAGCAUCCACAUGACGAAUACUUAGUGUAGAAGCAUUUUUAAAUGAUAGCUGACUUUUGUGGAAUAUCAUUAGUUAUUACAUCUUGUUCCUCCUCCCUACCGUUCUAUUUGGAGGAACUCCAUCCAUACUUGUGGGGCCAAAACUGCUUAAAAACCAGGAAGUUGACUUUCUAGACCCAGACGUGAAUCUGUUGAUCGGAUUCAGCUGCUAUGUUUCAUUAAAUAAGAAGAUAACGUACAGUAGGUUUUCUAUGAGUCGCCACAAAUUUCAAAAGGUCUCUGUUGACCAAUAGGAGGACUCAGAGCAAGCAAACUGUAACGGUCUAUAGUUUUGUAGGAUGUAGACCAGGCGUUGUGUUGAUGACAUGAUUGCGUAGAACUACAGGGUAACCAAUCAUAUGUCGUUUGUCAUAUUUCAGUAGACGUUGUGAGUCAAAUUUCUUCUCGAUAAAGUUUGAUCAUUACACCCGCUGUUUAAAUGUACUGUUUGGUAAACAAUUGGUUAGCCCCAGUCGUGUCCGAGUUCUCGCGAGGGCUCACGAGGAGUUACGAGACUUUUAAACAAUCAUUGGCCAGAUAACCCUUCUCAAGAGCAGGUUUUUAAGUCUCGCUGUUUCUUUUUUUUUAAUUUGGACGAUAUUAGCGCUAAGUAACCAUGGUAACUAAAAGAAUGUACAAACGACAGAAACGCCAGUAUGUGUGAAUGUAGGAUGACGUUUUAGUUUGCUAUGGUACAUCAUGCAGUUGAAUUCAGUUAUAUCAACAUUUAUCUAGCUUUUGUGGCCAUACAUGUAUUCCAUUAUCAACCACCUGUUCAUAAGACUUAAAAGCGAGCGUUUAUUUUAUGAUAUCUUGACGCGUUAUACAAUUUGUACUUUUAUAGGCUGAUAGGAUGUACCCGUGUUUUUUUGUAAAUUAUUUGGCUCAAGAUUGAUGUUGUAUAAAGGUGCUUUUUGAAGAGUAAAUAUUCUCUACUACAGCUGAUUACGUAGCGUAGAUGUAACUGCAGAGUAGCUUGUUGUUAUUAUAUUAUAACACCAAUCUUCCUCUGCUGUACCGCCGAACAAUUGUUAAACAAUGUCCGCUGUAUGUAUAGGGAUAUCGGAAAGCUUAUGAAAUUUAUAGUUUAUUCAUAGAGUAGGAACGGAAGCAGCUAUAUUCAGUUCUUUUAUCGUUUUUUUUCUUUUGUUAAGUUUUGAAUAUCUCUACGUGCAUCAACCACUGUGCCUUUGUGUUAUGAAGUGAACAACCUUUGAGGUUUUAUGGUUAAACUAGCGUUAUGUAUAGUAUAGUUUCUCAAGAGUUAUUCUGCACCUGUUGCAUUGGUUAAUUUCACUUGCAUCUGUGUUCCUAGAACUUAAAACUGUUUCUCUACCCAAGGAGGCUUGAUAUGUCUUUAUUAAAACUCCUUGCUUUAUCACAUAGCAUGACAGAUUUUAAAAGUACCUUUUCCGCGAUUAUAAGAUUUUGUGGCAGAUUGUUAAAUUUGCAGCAAUGUGUGUACAUAUGUGAGGUAAUUAUUGGGCAAUAGUAGGUUUACGAUUGUUGUCUAGGAGAGCCUUUCUUUAAAAAAACAUGGUUAUUGCGUGUAUUUUUGUACUCCAUGAUUGUUGUCAUCUAAUUGUGAAAUAUCGAUAGCGUUGUUUUCGUGUUUAUCUCGACACUGUGUCAAAGAUUUCAUCUCUAUUUCUACAUGGAGCGUUUGGACAAGCCUUUUUAAAAGUUGCACGUUUGUCUGAAAUGAACGUUGACUGGGUUUACCCUUUGACACAGUCUCGCGAAUUCUCACGAGAACACGUCACGUGACAUAUACUGUAAAUGGAUGAUAAUACCUUCUUUGGCUGUCUCCGCCGUCCAUUCCAUGGUGUCCUUUCGUGUACGGAACAUGCUGUGCCAUGUCUUUGAUACUAUCACCAACUGCUGUAGAUUGACGACGUAAUUUUCUACCUUGUGCGGCUCAAAUAAAGGAAGUUUUCUUGUA